Molecule: messenger RNA, 6925 nt
Organism: Poeciliopsis prolifica (blackstripe livebearer)
Lineage: Eukaryota; Metazoa; Chordata; Actinopteri; Cyprinodontiformes; Poeciliidae
Gene: ccdc88c
Product: coiled-coil domain containing 88C
Exons: 30
Coding region: 541-5898 (1785 amino acids)
Biological process (GO): cytoskeleton-dependent intracellular transport; cytoplasmic microtubule organization
Cellular component (GO): cytoplasm; centrosome
Molecular function (GO): dynein light intermediate chain binding; microtubule binding
Source: RefSeq, a predicted model, not a curated record
GAUUGGCUGUUCGUACCGUCGGUCUGCUUUCCUGUGUUCUCGGGUCUCACAGGUUGAUGGAGACAGUUGGAGCGGUGAGGAGUUGGUCCGGAUGGAGACGACGGGGGAAAGUACUUUGACCCGGUUCUGCUGAAGACUUUCACUGUUUUCUCAUCGGAUAUUUUAUAUUUUCUAACUUUCUAGCGUUUUUUUUUAUCUCUUUACGGCCGGAUUUGUGUUUCCUUGGCAACAAAAUCAACUAUCCGAGCGAAGUUUGGAUCAAGUGUUUGCCACCAUCCGCAAUAGAAACGCUUUCAUUUAGCGGCGAAACUAACCGAACCGACUCCAGAACUAUAGAAAAACCUCCGUGAGGGAGGUUCCGACCCGGUCCAGCUGGUUUUUAUCCGCCUUUUCUCCACUUGUCGGACUUACCGAGGGACCCGGACAGACAAUAGCAGCUACUGCGGCUCUCGCGCGCAGGGCGGGGGGAGGGGGGGCGCAGGGGGGCCCAUGCUUUGAUCCGGAUCGAUCGCUGGAUUGAUGACUUAUUGGUGACCAAGCAUGGACGUGACCCUGUCCGAGCUGCUGGCCUCCUUCAUGGAGUCUCCGCUGGUGCUGUGGGUGCGCAUGCUGGGUCCGCUGGGCUCCGAGGAGCGGGUUGCCAUGUUCAUGGAGCUGGUGGACGGCGUCUUCCUGCAUAAGGUCAUGACCCACAUCGACCCCAAACCCACCAAUCAGAGGCUGAACAAGAACGUGAACAACGACGCGUCGCUGCGCCUCUACAACCUCACGGUUCUGACCCGGCACAUCAGAACCUACUACCAGGAGACGCUGCAGCAGCUGGUAGUGAUGCCGCCUCCCAACAUCCUGCUCAUCGCUAACGACCCCAUGUCAGUGGGGAGCAUGGAGGAGCUGAAGCGCCUGCUGCUGCUGCUGUUGGGCUGCGCCGUGCAGAGCGAGCGCAAGGAGGAGAUGAUCGACAAGAUCAAGCUGCUGGACAUCCAGACGCAGGCCGCCAUCGUCUCUCACAUCCAGGAGGUCACUCACAACCCGCUGAACGUCCUGGAUCUGUCCUGGUUGGACGAUGGAGCCGAGCUCGUCCCCGAGGAGCUGGAGCCGCUGUCCCGCCACAUGGCCGCGUCCCUACGGCAACUCAUCGACCAGCGAGACAAAGCCACGGAGGCGAUCCUGGACCUCACCCUGGAGAGGGACUACCUGUCCGACCGACGGCCCCCGGAGGGAGGCGGGACGCCGGGCCGGCCGGCCGGAACCGAGCCGACCCAGGAGGAGAAGCAGCACCUGGCCGUGGAGCUGGCCGACGCCAAGGCCAAGCUGCGCCGCUACCGGCAGGAGCUGGAGGAAAAAACAGAACAGCUGAUGGAUUCAAAACAUGAGGCGGAGCGUCUGGAUCAGGAGCUGCAGAAACUCAAGCAAGAGAACCAGUCGCUGUCCUGCGAGGCCCGUUCGGUCCGAGCGUACCGGGACGAGGUAGAUGCCAUGAGGGAGCGAGCGGCGCGGGUGGACCGUCUGGAGGCGGAGCUUAGCCGCUGCAAGGAGCGGCUCAACGACGUUCACUUCUACAAGACCCGGAUGGAGGAGCUGCGAGACGACAACACGACGCUGCUGGAGACCAAGGUUUUGUUGGAGGAGCAGCUGGCGGCCGCCAGGGGGCGCUGCGACAAGCUGCACACGCUGGAGAAGGAUAACCUGCUGCUGCGCUCCAAGAUCCACGACCUGGAGAUGGAGCGCGAGGCAGAGCGGCGCCGGCUGGAGGAACUGCUGGAGGAGAACCUGCUGCUAGAACUGGGCCAAAAGCAGAGCAUGAACGAGUCGGCCCAUCUGGGCUGGGAGCUGGAACAGCUCGCCAAGAACCACGACGGCCCCACCUCGGAGAGUCGCAAGUCUCUGGUCCACGAGCUCAACGAGGGCGUCUCCAGCCGGGUUCUGAAGCUGGAGAAGGAGAACCGGGAGCUGCAGGCCUCCAUAGAGACACUGAAGGAGGAGAACCAGCUCCUGCAGGAGCAGCAGCUGCAUACACAGGAGCUGGACCGGGAGAACCACAGCCUGAGCAACAAGCUGGAGCAUCUCCAGGUUCUGCUGGACCAGGAGAAACUGACCAAUCAGGACAUGGAGACUCUGGGGGAGGAGCUCCUGAAGGAGAAGCAGAGUCUGGAGCGAGAGAUGCACGCUCUGCGGGCCGACAAGGACCGCCAGAUCUCAGAGCUGCAGAGCGAGCAGCAGCACCUGUCGGAGGCGGUGAAGGCCCUCCAGGAGCGCGCUCAGUCCAGCAGCGAGGCCCGAGUCCGGGAGGCAGAGGCCAAGAACCGCCUGCUGCACCAGAGCGUCACGGACGCCGGCUCGCGGCUGGCCAGCCUGGAGGCGCAGUUGAAGGUGGUGAGCGAGGAGGCGGAGUGUCUGAGGGAGCGGGCGGGGCGCUGCGAGGAGGCGCAGAGGGAGGCGGCCCGUCUGGAGCGAAGCAGGGAGGCUCUGACCCAAGAGGUGGCGACGCUGCGCUUAUGCAGUCAGCACACGGAGGCCCUGGAGAGGCAGGUAACCUCCCUGCAGCAGGAGGCGCUCCGCCUUAGGCGGGAUGCCGAGGAGGCCCAGAAAGAGCUGCAGCGGCUGGCCCAGCAGGAGGCACAGAACAGCCUGCUGUCCAUGGAGAAUCUGGAGCUCCGCCGCUCCGUGGAGAACCUGCGCUCCUCCUCCGCCCGCCUGCCCACACUGGAGGAAGAGCUGCAGGAGGCGCGGAGGGAGACCCAGCAGGCCCAGAGGAGUCUGGAGGAGGUCUGGGAGGAAGCACAGGGAGAGAGGAAAAGGGCAGAAAGGCUGGAGCUGAACCUGUUGGCUCUGAACCAGGAGAAACAACAUCUACAGGAGCAGCUGGAGAGGAGCAGGGAGGAGAAGCUGGAGGCGGACGGGAGGGCCAGGGAGAACCAGAGAAGGGAGGAGGAGCUGAAGGAGGAGCGCAGAAGAAGAGAGGAGGCAGAAGAGGAGAGGAGGAAGCUUCAGUUAGAUCUGGAACAAGCAGAGAGGAGUCGCAAGCAGCUGGAGAAGGAGAACCUGAGGAUCCGAACGCUGCAGGAGGCCAAGGCGCUAGAGCUGGAGGAGACAGCCAGCCUGGCUGCCUCCUCUCUGAAGGAGGCCACAGCCCUGAAGAGGGAGCUGGAGAGGCUGGAGGAGGCGUCAGCUAAAGCCAAGGAGCUAGAGCGGGAGAACAAGGAGCUGCAGAAGGAGACUACCAUCGACAAGAAGACCCUGGACACCCUGAGGGAGGAGCUGGUAUCUGCAAAGCUGAAGGCCCAGCAGCAGAACCUGGAGCAGGAGAGACUUGAUGAGGAGCUGGAGAGGAUUGGACUGAGCCGGGAGAAGCUGCUGCAGCAGGAGCAGACACUGGAGGACAGCAGGUGGCCCGACCCGAACGUCCAUCGGACCCUGAAGGAGGAGAUCAGCGGCCUGGAGAGGAAGCUGGAGGAGAGCAACGCCCUGAACGAGUCCCUGCGCCGCCAACUGACCACCCAGCAGAAGGACAGCUCCCAGCAUGCCUCGGUGCUCGGCGCCGCUCCACAGCUGCUGCGCUUCCAGGAUCAUCUGAUCGCCGUGGAGAAGAGCAACGCCUCCCUGCAGACGGAGAGCAGCUUGCUGAAGGAGCAGCUGAAGCAGCUGGAGAACCAGAACAGUUCCCUCAACAGCCAGAUGGCGGCGCUGCAGCGCCACGCCUCCACCCUGCAGGAGCACAACGCCGGCCUGCACACCCAGACCGCCAAGCUGCAGGUGGACAUCUCAGCCGUGUCCUCGCAGAGCGCUUCCCUCAUGGCCCAGAAUGCCGUGCUGCAGGGCCAGGUGGGGGCCCUGGAGGCCGAGGCGGAGUCGUGGCAGCGACAGCGCGACGAGGCGUGGCGCGCCCGCGAGAGCGCGCUCGCCGACCAUGAACGCCUGCUGAGCGUCCACGAGAGGCAGGCGCACGAGUACGAGCAGCUGAUCAGCCAGCACGCAGCGCUGAAGGGCCAGCAGAGGGCGCUGGAGGGCGAGCACCGGGCGCUGCACAGCAAAUACCAGGCUCUCCUGCAGCUGAAGGACCGGUGGGAGGAGCAGCAGGAGGCGCAGCAGCUGAAGCAGGAAGUCCAGAAGAACAGACUGCUCCAGCAGGAGAACCUGCAGCUGAAGUCUGAAGUGGACCGAUUUACCCAGAACCAGAACCAGCAUGCCGAGCAGAACCAGAACCUCCAGAAGCGACUUAACGAGCUGAAGAACUCUUUAAGCUCAGCUCAGCAGGAAGUGAGCCAAUGGACGUCCCGGUACGACUCGCUGGUGGACCAGAACCAGAACCUGGACCUCUCCAUGACCAAACUGGAGAACCACUGUGAGCUGCUGAGCCGCCUGAAGGGGAACCUGGAGGAGGAGAACCACCACCUGCUGAGCCAGAUCCACCUGCUGGGUCAGCAGAACCAGACGCUGCUGGAGCGCAGCCUGGAGAGCAAGGAGCAGUUCCACCAGGAGCACAAGCUCUACAUAGACAAGCUGAACGCGCUGCGGCGACAGAAGGAGAAGCUGGAGGAGAAGAUCAUGGACCAGUACAAGUUCUACGACCCGACACCCAAAAAGAGGAGCCAGUGGUCCGGAGCCAGAGCUCUGGUUAAGCUCAUCAAGCCCAGGAAGGAGAACGGCCAGGACCAGAACCGGGAGCGGACCCGGAGCGCUCCGGACAUCCCUCUGCCGGCCACGCCGCCCCCCAUCCCCCCGGAGGCCCCGCCCCCCGCCCCAGGAAGUGACUCGCUCAGUAACCUUAGCAACCGCAGCGGCAGCCCAGGCCGGACCGCCCCCCCCAGCCGAGGCCCGGCCGAGCACGGCGUCCAUCGCAGCGGGAGCGACGGCGCCAACGGAGACGAAGCCGACGGUCCGAUCCACAAGAACUGCCCGAGUUCCACUCCGAACCGGGCCUCCGGAACCGGCACGGCGGCGACCCGCAGAACCAGAACACGCUGCGUUCCUGACCCAGACAUCGUCUUUGGAGGUCGACCCGGUUCUGGAGACUUCAGCCACAACACUUCUGGUUCCAGUUCCCCCAUCACCUGUAGAGAUGCCUUCGAUCGCCCUCGGCACUUGACCAGCCUGUCCAGUGAUGAUGUCAUGCUCCUCAGCCAAUCACAGCAGAGCCUGUCGCGGAGCUCUACCAUCCCUUAUGACCACGCCCCCCAGAGGGCCCAACCGCAGCGAGGAGGCGGGGCCAGGACUAAGCCCCGCCCAGGUUCUCCAGGAAGUGAGAUGGUGACACUGGAGGAGUUCCUGGAGGAGAGCAACCUGCUGUCUCCGCCCCUGCUGUCCACCGGAGGCGCUGACGAGUUGAUGGCGGACUAUUUCAGCCGAAGCCCCGCCCCCUCCGCUGUGUCUGCCAGGGAUCGGGCCACGCCCACCAGCUACGUCUCUCCCACCGUCCACGCGGCCAAUCAGAGGCCGGGUCAGAGCGUGAAGCCUUCCCCUCGACAGCCGGUCGGCCAAUCGCUGAGCAGGACCUUCAGCCUGGCGUCCGCCGACCUGCUGCGGUCCCAGGGACCCGAUGGUUACCGUGGAAACGAGGCAGAGGGGGGGGCGGCGCGGCGCGGAGGCGGGGUCCGUGGCGAGCGCCCCCUGUCUGCCCGGUUCGCCGCCACGGACCUCCAGAGUCCUGCCGUCCGCCAUUCGCCGUCCCUCGACCUGCAGACGGAGCGGGGGCGGAGCCGCCGCGGAGAGGUCGCCAUGGUGACCCCCGUCAGGGCCGCUGCUCCCGAGGGAGGCGGCGCGCCGCCGGAGCCACGGCCCUCUGACUCCGCCCACCCAAACAAAGACGGCGGCUCCUCGGAGCGAGCCGAAAGCACGCCGGCGUCUCCGGACCCCAACAACGACCCGCAGACCGUCUGGUACGAGUACGGCUGCGUCUGAACCGGACCGGGUCAGAACACAUCCCGGAACAGGACUGGACUCGCUCACACCCUGGUUCUGAUGGGCUCUGCUGGUUCCGGCAGGUUGACUGCUGGGAAGCGGCCCAGAACAUUCCGGCCCGGGUAAACAGAACCGCCCAGUAAUUACAGCCUUCCUCCAUGUUUAGCCGCCGUCCCAGAAUGCAUCAUUCUGACACAUUCCGGGAAGCAGAACCGUUGGGUCCGACCCAAAACCACUGAGCGUGGGCUGAGGCCCGGCCCAGACGGCUGAGGUUCCGCUGGGCCUCCAGAACCGGCUGCAGAAACCGGACCUCUGUUAACACAACCUGAGCUCUGGUCCGUUCAGGAACUGGACCUCUGGUUCUGGUUCCAUUAGAACCCAGAGAAACAGAACUGUUUCCACAUAGACACCAGCAAGAAACCCGCUCCAUAUCUGAACCUCCAGAACCAUCAGUCGGCCUAACCGGGUUUCCCCAGAAUGUUCCACUCAGUCUGGUUCUGACCCGGUCCAGCGUCUAGACCAGGAAUACAGAGAAAUGCGUCGUAAAGAUCCGGUACAGAACCCAACAGAACUUGUUGAGCACAGGAUCCAGGAAGUCUGGUUCCGGUCCAUAUUUUCUCUCCAGAUCUCCUGAGCAGAACUUGGUUCUGCUCAGGAGAUCUGGUUUCUGGAGGAGAGUCCAGAACCGUAAAUGUUCUGGUUCUGAUCAGCUGGUUUUCCUUUAACAGAUGACGAUGAUGAUGAUGAUGAUGAUGAUGAUGAUGAUGAUGAUGAUGAUGAAGAAACACUGAACCGGACCGGUUCUGGAAUGUUUUCUGUAAAUUAUUCUGUAACUUUUGUAAAUUUUUAGUAGUCGUAAAUAUUGGAGCCAGAACCCGGCCGGGUCCAGAGGUUCUGCUGUGGUUCUGGUAGAACCGGUUUGGUUCUGGCUGCACUUUGUUCUGUUGCUGUGAUGUGAUGACUGCUGAAAAUGGACCUCUGGUUCUGGUUCUGCUGGACUCAGUAGAAUAAAGAUUUCUAAACUGAA